AUGACUGCUUUAGCUCCCUUGAGAAAUUUGAGAGCAAAGGCGGCAAUUUCAGUUUGUAGACGUGAAAUACUUUGCUUUAACGGAAUUUCUAAUGGAUUAUACAAUACAAAGUUAUUGAGGAGGGGUAUAAAAACUGUUCCUUCUAAGCACAACACAAACCUUGGUGAAAAUGCCCGUGCAAGCUCUACCGCUACAGCUACAGCUACAGCCAGUGGUAUAAAAUACGAUAGCUCCUAUGUUGGAAAGACUGGUGGUGAAAUUUUUCACGAUAUGAUGCUAAAGAAUAAUGUGAAGCAUGUUUUUGGGUAUCCGGGAGGUGCUAUUUUACCCGUAUUUGACGCCAUUUACCGCUCUCCUUACUUUGAAUUUAUUUUACCAAGACACGAGCAAGGUGCUGGUCAUGCGGCUCAGGCGUAUUCUCGUGUUACAAGAUUACCUGGUGUCGUUUUGGUUACUUCGGGACCUGGUGCCACAAACGUAGUUACGCCUAUGGCAGAUGCUUUGAUGGAUGGUACUCCAUUGGUUGUUUUCAGCGGUCAAGUAGCUACUUCUUCCAUUGGCAGUGAUGCUUUCCAAGAAGCAGACAUGAUCGGUAUUUCUCGUUCUUGUACUAAAUGGAAUGUUAUGGUAAAGGACAUCGCUGAUCUUCCUCGUCGGAUAGAUGAAGCAUUUGAAAUUGCUAUGUCCGGUCGUCCUGGUCCCGUUUUGGUUGAUUUGCCAAAGGAUGUUACUGCUGGUGUUUUGAGAGAACCCAUCCCUGUCACAUCUUCUGUUCCCUCAUUGAACCGUAGGAUGAGAGAAGUUUUGGAAUUUGGUAACAAAAAUGUGGAAGCUAAGAUUCAACGCGUCUCUACGUUGUUACAGCGUGCUAAAAAGCCCGUAAUAUUUUGUGGACAAGGCGCUAGUUAUAACUCCGAAUCCCCCAAAUUGCUCCGUGAAUUUAGCGAACGUUUUCAAAUUCCAGUCACUACUUCUUUGCUCGGUUUGGGUGCUUACGACGAACGUAGCGACCUUAGCUUGCAUAUGCUUGGUAUGCAUGGAAGUGGCUAUGCUAACAUGGCCAUGCAAGAAGCUGAUAUGAUCAUUGCUCUUGGUGCUCGUUUUGAUGACCGUGUAACCGGUAACGUUGCUCUUUUUGCACCCGAAGCUAAGCGCGCUGGUGCUGAAGAACGUGGUGGUAUCAUUCACUUUGAUAUCUCUCCUAAGAACAUCGGGAAAGUUGUUCAACCUACCGAAGCUAUAGAAGGUGAUCUCUUUGAGUCUCUCAAGUUGCUUAACGCGGCCAUGCCCGAUAUCAACCUCGAUUCUCGUGUAGAAUGGUUGUCUCAAAUUCAAGCAUGGAAGCAACGUUUCCCAUUUACCUUUACCCCUAGCGCUCCCGGUGAAUCACCUAAGCCUCAAGAGGUUAUUCAAGAACUUGACAAACAAACUGUCAAUAUUAAGGACAAUGUAACCAUUACCACAGGUGUUGGUGCUCAUCAGAUGUGGGCUGCUACCUUUUAUCGCUGGUCCAAGCCUCGUUCUUUAGUUACUUCAGGUGGCCUUGGUACAAUGGGUUAUGGCUUGCCUGCCGCUAUUGGAGCUAGCGUCGCUAACCCUAAUGAAAUUGUUAUCGAUAUCGAUGGUGAUGCUUCUUUCUCUAUGACUGGUAUGGAACUUGCUACUGCCCGUCAGCAUGACAUUCCUAUUAAGGUUUUACUACUCAAUAACGAAGAACAAGGUAUGGUCACCCAAUGGCAAAAUCUUUUCUACGAAAAACGUUAUUCCCAUACUCAUCAGAAGAAUCCUAAUUUUACUAAACUGGCUGAAUCUAUGGGACUUAAGGCCUUGCGUGUCGAAAAGAAGGAGGAUCUUGCUUCGAACAUGAAACAAUUUUUAGAAACCAAAGGACCUGUUCUUAUGGAAGUGUUGGUUGCUAAAAAGGAGCAUGUAUAUCCUUUUGUUCCUGGUGGUAAGGCUCUUCACCAGUUUAUUGUUCACAAGAGUCUAUCUUAA
Schizosaccharomyces osmophilus is the source of this 1995-nucleotide messenger RNA. It is a transcript of the gene ilv1, whose product is annotated as acetolactate synthase catalytic subunit. The record is from RefSeq and is a predicted model, not a curated record. NCBI's taxonomy places the organism in Eukaryota, Fungi, Ascomycota, Schizosaccharomycetes, Schizosaccharomycetales, Schizosaccharomycetaceae. Bases 1 to 1995 code for a protein of 664 amino acids. Gene Ontology annotation, molecular function: acetolactate synthase activity; magnesium ion binding; thiamine pyrophosphate binding. Gene Ontology annotation, cellular component: mitochondrion; acetolactate synthase complex. Gene Ontology annotation, biological process: L-valine biosynthetic process. The transcript has a single exon.